Oncorhynchus mykiss (rainbow trout) is the source of this 2285-nucleotide messenger RNA. The record is from RefSeq and is a predicted model, not a curated record. NCBI's taxonomy places the organism in Eukaryota, Metazoa, Chordata, Actinopteri, Salmoniformes, Salmonidae.
AGCGUUUUUGUUGUUAUUUAGACGUUUAUUAACACCCUGGAACUCAAACUAUGACUCAUUUAACUGCACAGCAUCACAUACUUACCCCAUGUAGUAUUUAAUCCGCGUUGGAAACAGGACUUGAUUAAUAGAGGUUAGCUAUCUAGGUAACGCUACCUAGCUGCUAAGUUAGUUAACAAUGGCUGCUAACUGUAUGGUUUUUCACACUCAAAUAGCCUCCAUAAUGGAGGUGCUAGCGAAUGCAGCCGUGGCAGAGGUCUGUAAACUCGUUGACGACGACUAUGCAGUGUUUCGGUUGGAAAUAACUCACAGCCAGAAAGAAAACAGUGCAUUGCGGAGGAAACUACAGCUUCUGGAACUGAAAUUGUCACGGGAGCGCGCAGAGAGGACAAUGCGAGAGCGCGUCCUCGCCAGUCGUCCCAGAAGUGUCAAGGUCCUCGACCGAUACAGAGGAUUGGCAAGAGGUGAAGGAGAUCUCACUGGAGGCCACAGGAGCUUUGUGAAGCCAGCUGGACACAAUACAUGGAGAGUUGACCAAACAAUCACUGUUGAUGAGGGGAUUCAAACCUCAACCCAGCACGUUAUUGUGAUAGAGGAUACAGAGGCUGCAGGUCCUGGGGUCAAGCUUGAGAGGUCUGAAGGAGAGGAGGACCCACAGCAUAGCAGAGACAUCCAGACUGCAGCAGCUGGAGCUUCCCCUGAAGCCAUGGAGGACCUCGCCGCCGCGCCCAUGCCCAGGACCCAACGCAGCAUCACGGAGGAGGAGAGUCCAGAGGUGCUGCUGGUGAAGGAGGAUGGUUGUGAGGAGAGUCUGGGGAACCCUGAGGGGACCAUGGUCAUGGAAAACAACCAAACAACACCUCCUCCUGAACCCACAGAGGAACCAGCUGAGCAGCACAGGACCCCACACAGUCUCACUGAGCCAGUAGACAUGGAGGAUGGGAAGCCUGAUCUGCUGCUUGUCAAAGAGGAGACAAUAGAGGACGGACCAGAGAGCAUUGACCUGCUGAGCGGACUAAAGGGGGGGGAGCAAGGUGGUUGGCUGGAGGAUUACAGAGGAGACUGGGCGGCCAUCUUGGAUUCCCAGACCCAGACGGGUGCAGCCAAGAGCCAGGGGGAUGACAUCACCGAGCAGGCCAGGACCAGAGGCAACAUAGUGGAGGUCAGUGGAUGGGACAAUAUCCUCAACUCUAGGCUGAGGAACAACACUGUUAACCACAACCAGAAAAAGACAAUCGAACACAAAACAACAACCAAACUUAGUGUCCAUGACAACAGACUAGCUGAGGCCAGGAUGAGACAUAGAUUUGGUCCGGGGGGGCGGGGAGGUGUCCGUAUGCAGCUGGAGAGAACAGACACAGACUUGGCUAGUGAUGCUCCUUCCUGCUCCUAUAGUUGUGAUUCAGAGAGACUGAUGGCGCCUCAGGUUAACCACCUAACAGAUUCUGCCUUCAGCCUGCCUUCUAUAGGAUCUAUCAACUGGAACAUGGACCCUGGGACAACACAGACACUCCCUGGCCUUUGUUCUCCUCACACUCCCCUAAUGUUAAACCAGACCUCAGACAAUGCCAGUGCCUCAACACUGAGUGGCUACACAAGCCCAUUGACAAAUGACAGUAGUAGAGAUGGAAUCAGUAAAGGUGGCGGCGCCAAAGAAAAGCACUUCCCGUGUUCGUUCUGUGGGAAAGUCUUCAGUUUCCCCAAACAGGUGGCGAUCCACCAGAGGAUGCACACGGGGGAGAAACCAUUCGGCUGCCACCUGUGCCGGGCCAGUUUUUCAGACUCGUCCAACCUGAAGAGGCACCAGAGGGUCCACACAGGGGAGAAACCCUACAGCUGCCCCCAGUGUGAGAAGAGGUUCUCCCACCAGCCCCAUCUGAAGAGGCACCUGAAGAUCCACACUGGAGAGAAGCCGUUUGCCUGUACGCACUGCGGGAAGAGGUUCUCAGAGAGGGGCUACCUCAGGAUACACCAGCAGAAAAUGCACACCGCCCAUGUAUAGAGUAUAGUGACAUGUAAUGUAGUACUAGUUCAUUUGUUUGUAGUUAAAUCAGUUGAUUUUGGAUGUAUAGUGAACUGGAUGAGGUGAACUGAGGAGAGAAUGAGUGUGAUAAGGCAGAGUAGAUUAUAUGGUGAUGGUUGGUGUGAGGUGUCUGUACAAAUGCUUCACUGACUGUUCUUUGUUGUUGGUGUUUAUUUAUGAGGCAAUUAUAGUGACCUAAUAGUACUUCAUUUUAUGUGAAUGUAUGACCAUUUUGUUUAAAUUAAAUACAAAAUUGACUCUG